Molecule: messenger RNA, 1264 nt
Organism: Paramecium pentaurelia
Lineage: Eukaryota; Ciliophora; Oligohymenophorea; Peniculida; Parameciidae
Source: the annotation of a GenBank genome assembly
AUGUAGAAACAAAAAUACAAAGUUUCAAAAAGUUCCAAACAUCUUUAUCAAAUUUGGUAAACACAGAAUAAAAUUUUCUGCAAUGGUAAAUUACUUACAGUGUAUUUUCAACUUACUAAUCACCUAUAGAUCUGAAAAUCAUAAAUUAUUAGCUAGUGUUAGUUUUAUAACAAUUCCUUCAUUUCUAUUUUAUAUAUUUAUGUCUCCUGUAAAUAAUAUUAAAAUAUUAGGAAUUUGCAAAAAGUGGAUAAAAUGGUUAUACAAUUGUAUUUGUGUUGAUCUAAAUAACAAUAUAUGUUUUUCUUUGGUUUGCAGUUUGUUUGGAUCCUGGAAUCAUACCAAAUAUAGUAAUAGUUUUAGUAAUAAAAGAGACCAGAAUAUGAAAUGAAUGAGGAACUUUUGGAUGUGCCAUAGAAAUAUUCAAAAAUAGAUUACAGAUUUAUAAUGGAUUUAAAAAUGUUUAUAAUAAAAGCUCAUUAAUUUAAAUUAAAGUAUUGUUCAACUUGUAUGUGAUUAAUAUUUAAUUAGGUGCUAUCUAUCGACCUGUUCGAGCCUCUCAUUGUCCAUCUUGUGAUAAUUGUGUUGUUAGAUUUGAUCAUCAUUGUUCUUGGAUUGGAUAAUGUAUAGGAAGAAGGAACUACAUUUAUUUUUAUUUUUUUCUCAUGUCAGUAUCCUUUAAACUAAUUUUUGUGUUUGGAGUAUGCUUGUCUUAUAUUGUUGAUGAAUCUAAAAAAAGAUCAGUAAGUAUGGAAACAUCAGAUGCUAUCUCAGAAACCUUAGCUAACAAUCCUAUAAGUAUAAUACUUGUAAUUUAUUCGUUUGGAGUAUUACUUAAAUUUUAUUUUUAUAGUUUUCUUGUUUUGUUAUAGGUUUAUGGGGAUUUCAUACAUAUUUGGUUCUCACUAAUAUGACAACAAAUGAAUAUUUGAAGAAACAUUGGAUAGUACAAAGUAAUAAUCCAUUUAAAAGGUACUUUAUAAAUUUAUUAUUAGAUAAAAUAUUUAAAAAAACAUUUUUAAUGUACUUACUUUUAUAACUUAACUGAAAUUUUUCGAAUUAAAGCAAUAUGUCUAUAAGCCUAAAGAAUAUAUACAAGUAAAUUAUAAAUCCUUAUUUUUAAAAGAGUCCUAUCCAUAUAUAAAAUCACUUAAAUGAAGUAAAUGAUUCUUAAAAAUAUAGAGAAGAAGAUAAAAUUUAAGUUGAAUAUAGAGGAAAUCAAAUGCAAUAAUAAGAUAUAUAAAUUAUUACAGAAAUAAAACCUUGA